Messenger RNA from Oncorhynchus tshawytscha (Chinook salmon), 1647 nucleotides. RefSeq names its product forkhead box protein N3-like. The transcript has 2 exons. The record is from RefSeq and is a predicted model, not a curated record. The coding region runs from base 444 to 836 and encodes 130 amino acids. Lineage: Eukaryota; Metazoa; Chordata; Actinopteri; Salmoniformes; Salmonidae.
UGUGUUCUGUGUAUAGAUGUAUGUGUGUGUGUGUGUGUGUGUGUGUGUGUGUGUGUGUGUUCGGAGAAGGAGGUGUUUCUGUUCCCUUGAGUUCCAUGCAUACAGGAACCUUUCAAAUGUUUGCAUCCUUUUGUGUGUGUGUGUGUGUUUUCUUGUGCACACUAGUGUCUGUUGGCGUGCAUUUGUUGGUGUGUGUCUCUAUGUAAAUCCUUGUGUAUCCUCCUCUGUCUGUAGUUUCUCAAGGCGUGAUCCAAAAUGGGGCCUGCGUCAGGAGCCAUUGUCUGUUUCCUGUCAUCCGACCCCUACCCAUUAGCCCCGUGGGCAGAAGGACCACUGCGAUAAGGUCAGCUCUGGGAGACUACCUGACCCCCUGUGACCCCUCCCACCCUCCCAACGAUGACCUCCAGGAGGACCACAACUACAGCAAUGCCAAAUCCCCCAGCAUGCCCUGUUCUUCCCAGGGGCCCUCCGUGUCCGACGAAGACGAUGAAAUCAUUGCAGUGGAGGUGGGAGUCCACCGAGGGGUCAAAUCCGAACCUAAAGAAGUCCCACUGGACUCUGCCUCCGUCUCCUUCCUAUCCCAGCAUGCCCGGCGACGGGGACUGCCCUGGACCAAAAACCGCCUGCGGGCCCUGGGUGACACACUGCCGCUGAAGAAGCGCCGUUCGGCAGCAUCGGCAGAGAAGCCGCCGUUGGAGAGCGAUGAUGAGGAGAUGAAGGAGGCGGCUGGGUCGUUGCUCCACCUGGCGGGCGUCAGGGCGUGCCUCAACAACAUCACAAACCGAGCCAAGGCUGCUCAGAAAGAGAAGGAGCAGAAAGAGGCCCUCAGAAACUAACUAAUGCCAGGCCAUAGAGAGGCCUACACAUCAGGCCUGUACACCUGGCCUACACACCUGGCCAGCACACCUGGACUACACACAUAUCGCCAUGGCCUAGAAAGUAAUAGCUGAGACACGCCACAAAGACCAAUGGCUAAAAGCAGCGGGUUGGUGUGGUGUUUUGCAAGGUGUGUUAGCAAUCACCUGCUGGGUGUUGACAAAUGGUGGAGAUUCAACAUGUAGAAACAUUGUGAAAUGAACAGAAAAGGACAGCAGAUAUUCUGGUCAGAGUAGAUAGUAAGGACACCAGCUGCUUCUAACCAUUGGUGGUGUGUUGUGUCUCUGAUGCCUGAUUCCCACUAUUAACCCAAACUAAAGCCUAUACUGUGCUGGCUCUGAACAUUUAUUUUCAGAGCGUCCUUUCCAGCAUGGUUUCAGCAGCAACUAUGGUGGAUGAGGGUAACCAGGCCAGGAAGCCCCAGCACAUCUCGGCUUGGCUCAGCUCAACUUUGGCUUCCAUAGUGUGAAAAGGGAAUAUGGCACAGAGUCCUUCAGUAGGACGACACACCAGGUCUACACACUGACCUAUCAACCACCAACAGGCCAAGACAUAGAACUCUAUUCAAGCAUUAGUCUCAAUAGACAUUAAUUCAUCUAUCUAUCUCUCUCACUCUAUCUCUCUCUAGCUCUCUCUCUCUCCUCCAGGGGCAUUAGGAGCAUCCUACUUAUUUGUGGCAAUAUCAGAAAUCCAUGUUUUCCUAUACGUUUCCUAUACGUUUCCUAUAUGUUUCCUAUACGUUUCCUAUAUUUUUCCUAUAUGUUUCCUAUA